Messenger RNA from Oryzias melastigma (Indian medaka), 679 nucleotides. RefSeq names its product 40S ribosomal protein S3a. Gene Ontology annotation, cellular component: cytosol; ribosome. The annotation marks the transcript as partial. The transcript is spliced from 4 exons. Gene Ontology annotation, biological process: translation. The record is from RefSeq and is a predicted model, not a curated record. NCBI's taxonomy places the organism in Eukaryota, Metazoa, Chordata, Actinopteri, Beloniformes, Adrianichthyidae. Gene Ontology annotation, molecular function: structural constituent of ribosome.
AAAUUGCCUCAGACGGUCUGAAGGGACGUGUGUUCGAGGUGAGCCUUGCUGACCUGCAAAACGACGAGGUCGCCUUCCGCAAGUUCAAGCUCAUCACCGAAGAUGUUCAGGGCAAAAACUGCCUCACCAACUUCCACGGCAUGGACCUGACCCGGGACAAGAUGUGCUCCAUGGUUAAGAAGUGGCAGACCAUGAUUGAAGCCCACGUGGAUGUGAAGACCACCGAUGGAUACCUGCUGCGCCUGUUCUGUGUUGGUUUCACAAAGAAGCGCAACAACCAGGUCAGAAAGACCUCGUACGCCCAGCACCAGCAGGUCCGUCAGAUCCGCAAGAAGAUGAUGGAGAUCAUGACCCGUGAGGUUCAAACGAACGACCUGAAGGAAGUGGUCAACAAGCUGAUCCCUGACAGCGUCGGCAAGGACAUCGAAAAGGCUUGCCAGUCCAUCUACCCUCUACAUGACGUCUACGUCCGCAAGGUCAAAAUGCUGAAGAAGCCCAAGUUUGAGUUGGGCAAACUGAUGGAGCUCCAUGGAGAGGGUGGUGCAGGCGGUGCUGCAAAGGCAUCUGGUGAUGACACUGGAGCCAAGGUGGAGAGGGCUGAUGGCUAUGAGCCCCCCAUCCAGGAGACUGUCUAGAAACAUCCCAACAGAUUUAAUAAAAACUGUAAAUGACCAAAUGA